Vespula pensylvanica (western yellowjacket) is the source of this 1506-nucleotide messenger RNA. RefSeq names its product 40S ribosomal protein S28-like. Gene Ontology annotation, biological process: translation; maturation of SSU-rRNA; ribosomal small subunit assembly. NCBI's taxonomy places the organism in Eukaryota, Metazoa, Arthropoda, Insecta, Hymenoptera, Vespidae. The transcript is spliced from 2 exons. Gene Ontology annotation, cellular component: cytosolic small ribosomal subunit; ribosome. The coding region runs from base 1158 to 1355 and encodes 65 amino acids. Gene Ontology annotation, molecular function: structural constituent of ribosome. The record is from RefSeq and is a predicted model, not a curated record.
AUAUAUAUAUACACAUACACACACACACACACACACAGACAGACACAUCGAUGACAUUAUUCAAAAUCGUCAAAUCAGACCACAUACUGCUUAUCAAAAUAUGCUAAACUUUUUCACGUACGAUGUAAUUUUAUAUAAAAGAAUAUCCGUGUGCAUGCGUGCAUGCGUGCGUGCGUGUGUGCUUGGUUGCUUGCGUCUGUUUUAAGAAGCGUGAGAUUAAUAAGAUGAAGAUAAUGAGAAUGAAAGAAGAUAGAACGAGAGUGAGAGGGUGAGUGAGAGAAAGAGAGAGAGAGAGAGAGAGAGAGAGAAAGUGAAAGUGAAAGAAAGGUAAAUAAAUAUAGACGUCUUGUAUGACGCAUAUAAAGGGUAUUUCUUAGCAAAUAAUUAAUUACAUGCGUGAGUAUAUUUCAAAUAAAAUGUGGAUAUAGUAAAGACAAACGAGAGACAUAUUGUUUCUUGUUAUAGACAAGAAAAUAAUGUCACAUUUGUACUAAAGCACAAGCGAAUAAAAUCAAUUGUAACAAUGGACGAGGAGCGUCCAUCUUUCUUCUAUAACAUAUAAAUUAUAAAACUACAUUGAUUUAUUAAUUAAUCAAUCUAUCGUUUUUCGCACUUAACAAUCGAUGAAUGGACCCGCGUAAAUGGAAUUUAAAUUUGAAUUGUUUUUUUACAAAUUUCCGACAGAUGGCACAUCGAGCUUGCAAUAGCGCGAACAUUUGAAAUUCUAGAGUUCGAAUCGUAUCUCAUAUGACUUUGCGCGACGAUACUACUUCGUGCGAGUUGCUAUUUUUAUUCGUACUAGUCGCUCGUCAAUGCUGCCAAAUUAAUGAUUAUAUAUUAUCAUAUCAACUAUCAAUUUGUAUGAUAGUUUUUAUCUCGGUUCGUAAAUUUAACGCAAUCGAUGUUUAAAAAAAGUCCGAUCGAAUCGAUCGAAAACAAUUCGUUUUGGGUAAACUUUUUAAGUUCUUCGAUAUAACUUUCUUUUAGUUUCUUAUUCGACUUGAUUUCGUUAUUUAGUACGGUUGGUAGAAGUUGAAAGACUUUGGAAUAACUUGCAAGACCAUUAUACUUACGUAACAUCAUCGUUAAAGAUCGAGAACGAUUUCGUUCUAUCGAAAAUAUUUUUGACGAAAGUGAUCAAGUUUUUUUAAAGGAUCAUGGAAACACCUAUAGUGCGUGCACGCGUUGUAAAAGUGCUUGGCAGAACGGGCUCCCAAGGUCAAUGUACCCAAGUCAAAGUGGAAUUCUUGAAUGAACAGAACAGACAAAUAAUCAGAAAUGUCAAAGGACCCGUUCGCGAAGGAGAUAUUUUAACUCUUUUGGAAUCUGAACGAGAAGCCAGAAGAUUACGUUAAUCUUUCUUUCGAUUUUUGCCAUUGUGAUCACUAUACAAUUUUACGUAUAUCCAUAUAUACAUAUACAUACAUACAUAUAUAUAUAUAUAUAAACGAGAACACGAAACUACCAAUUUCGUCGAAAUCUUUUCUAUAAGAUUUGUUUUAUAUA